AUGGCAGCAAGUUUUUACCUAUCGUUUGGUCGUAGGCCUGGCCAACACGGCAAUAGCGUUUAUUUGCCUACCGAUGAGGAAGGAUUCAGCCGCCGCGGUGAUAUUCCUCCGAAGUCUAUGGGCCUCAGUAAGGAUAAGGGUGAGGGAGGGAUGCCAAACGAUAUGCAGCCCUACAAAUAUGCACCACAUGGACAGGCCGGAUAUCCGAAUGUCAGUGGGGAUGCGUAUCUGGUCGACUAUCCAGCCAGUGCGACCGCUCGUGCAAGUGAACGUGAUAUUAUUUCUGGCGCAUUCUCGCCAGUCACGCAGCUCACUUACGGACAGGGUGGAGACAAGGGCAACAAGACUGAGGAAUAUAUUGAAUCCAACUACAUGGUGGCGGCGCUCAACAACAACCAUAACCUCGUUGCCGGUGCUCGCGAGAAGGAGGCGAAGCCAAGAAACAUUGAGGUUUAG
Messenger RNA from Gongylonema pulchrum, 456 nucleotides. The record is from the annotation of a GenBank genome assembly. NCBI's taxonomy places the organism in Eukaryota, Metazoa, Nematoda, Chromadorea, Rhabditida, Gongylonematidae.